Messenger RNA from Gadus macrocephalus (Pacific cod), 2537 nucleotides. RefSeq lists its product as uncharacterized. The transcript has 2 exons. Lineage: Eukaryota; Metazoa; Chordata; Actinopteri; Gadiformes; Gadidae. Gene Ontology annotation, biological process: DNA integration. Gene Ontology annotation, molecular function: nucleic acid binding. The record is from RefSeq and is a predicted model, not a curated record. The coding region runs from base 413 to 1546 and encodes 377 amino acids.
ACCAGAUGAUGGUCAACGAAGAAACAGCCCUGGACCCAGAUGAACAGAUGGUCAAAGAAAUGCAAGGAGGAGCAGGACCUUAUGAGAAAUCGGCGUGGAAAGGAAAAGGGGCCAGACAGAGCCCGGAUGGAAUAUACUACUCCACCACUGGAAAACCGGUUGUCUCCUCCAAGGCCCUGCUGUUCCUCCUAAGGAAGGAACAUGGAUUGGCACACGAAGGAAAGACCAAGACCCGGGAAAGGAUUGAAAGGUACUGGUGGCAUCCAGCUCUCAAAGCUGUGUGUGCGACCAGUAUGUCCAGGACUGUCAAACGUGCCAAGCCUGUAACCAAAGGCAGGGAUUCAAGAUAACCAAAGGACAAUUCCCCGUGCCCCAGCUCCCAUUUCAAGAAAUUUACAUUGAUUUCACAGAUAUGGGACAAGAGAACAGAGUUGACGGAAAACGGUUUAUGUUAGUAGCCGUCGACAGGUUCACUAGAUGGGUAGAAGCAAUUCCGGUUAAAAAAGAGGACGGGAAAACAGUCAUCAAAUGGUUAACACAGGAACUCAUUCCCCGCUGGGGAUACCCAAAGCUUAUCUGCUCAGAUAAUGGUACCCACUUCGCCAACGCCCACCUUCAGGAGGUGGAAACAUACAUAGGACUCAAACAUAGAUUCGGCUCAGUAUAUCACCCCCAAUCGCAAGGCCUGGUAGAACGAGCAAACCAGACAAUCAAAAAUCAAUUAACAAAAAUACUCAGAAACAACAGACUGGAGAAAUCUAGGGACAGCACAGAGGAGGUAGAAACUCGAACCUUAGGACGCAUGCAGGUGAAUCAGCUGACAGGGAAAGUUAAAGAAAAGACAGCAGGGAAGAAGAUGACCUGGGUGACAGCUCUGCCAUUGGCAUUAAUGGCCAUAAGACCCUCUCCUUCUAACACCACCCUUCUCAGCCCCCAUGAAUUAGUCACAGGACGUCCCAUGCAAGGACCAUACAGCCCACCAUCCAAAGGACCCCCAUCUGACAGGUUUGAUGAAGUAAUGCAGGAGUACCUGCAAGCACUAACUCAAGCUUCUUUAAGGUUGUAUUCCCAGAUCACAGACCAGAAGCCGUCCGAUCCAGAGGAUCCUUCACCAACGUCGGUGACACCUGGCGAGUGGAUCUGGGUGAAAAAACACCAUCGAAAGACCCUAGAAGACCGGUGGGAGGGGCCAUACAAGGUACUCUUGGCCACACCCUUUUCUGUUUCUGUAGAAGACCGACGCGGGGCCCAGUGGCACCACCUGAGCCGGUGCCGCAAAGCAGAUACUCCUGGCAGAUCGUGGACUGAGACCCUGACCGACCUAGCUGCACUCCAAGCCAAGGACAAACACUCCUCAUCCCAAGACGAUGGGCCACAGCGUGCCCUUGGAAAAGUACCUGGUAGGAUUCCUUCUGGUAGUCCUGUUCCAAGAAGGAGCGGGAGACAACAUCGCCAGCACCAGAUGGGUCCGUGGCCAGGGCAUUGGCUGGACUGCAAUCCCUCAAGUUGGAGUUGGCCGAGAACUCCGGUAUUGGUGACCCAAUAGCUGGAUGGAUGGAGAACCUGUUUGGUAGGUGGAGAGGUAUGAUCCAGUCAGUACUCAUCGCGGGAAUAAUGGCAGUAGCCGUGUUAAUUGUUGUCGGCUGCUGUUGUAUUCCCUGCGCACGAGGGCUACUGAAUCGGCUGAUCACCACAGCAGUGGGCGCUACAGAAGUGCCAGGUGACAUUCAUGCUUACGUAGGAAUCAGAUAUAAUCAGUUGAACUUGAAUGAGAUACCACCUGAGGAACCCGAACCUAUCCAGUUACAAUAUAUAGAAUAAAAUGCCACCAUUUGUAGCACCUGUGUCUAAGAUAAUCAAUAUCCUGGAUUUACUUGAAUAAUUAAUUGUUGAACCACCAAGACGAGUUGUGUUUGUUAUUAUAUAGUAUUGUUUGGUUGCGAGUGCAACCAGUUAUUUCUGAAUCGCUGCAUUGAUAAUGGUACUGUUGAUCUUCCUUGAGACGGUUGUUUUACAGGCCACCUGUUACUGACACGACGAUGACGGAGAACCUGCUUGGAGGCUCCCAUGAUGUAGGAGUAACCUCUCUGAGUUGAGCCCUUGACAAGGAGGGACGAGUCUUGGGUUCAUGAAUUACAGGCCCGACGGCGACAGAAAAAACAAUGACUACGAUAAUAACAAUGCCCAAACCACCCACAUGAACCGGCGCACCAAUACACGAAGAUCACCUAAACCCCCCAAAUCCAUGCCCAAACCACCCACAUGAACCGGCGCACCAAUACACGAAGAUCACCUGAACCCCCCAAAUCCAUGCUUGCCUAUCAAUCAUUUUGAAAUUUUAAAAUUGUAUUAUGAACACCAAUUUUUACGUUACUUUUGCAUCUGUUGAAAAUUGUAUGACCUUGUAGCACAUGACCAAAAGUAUUAGCUCAGGAUUUCUAUGGAUAGUUUUGUUUGUGUGUUGUUUGGCCAUGUGAUUGUAUGAUAACAAGAUAUAUGUUCAUUGUUGUAUUGUUUAAUAAUGACCUGUAUUUCCA